CAACACCACCACCAUCAUCUACCGCCCCACUCUCCCACGCUUAAAAGAACCAGACAUGGCGAAGACGAGCUCUUGAACGAUCCAGGGCCGCCCAGUAUGGUUGGAAAAGAGGGAAUGCCGCAACCUGCACCAAGACCGAAAGGCCCGAAGCUCAAAUUCACCCGAGAAGACGAUGCACUACUGGUACGACUGAAAGAGUCCAAGAACUUGACCUGGAAGCAGAUCGCCGAGUUCUUCCCAGGUCGCAGUGCAGGCACGUUACAGGUCAGAUACUGCACCAAACUCAAGGCGAAGACCACUCUGUGGAAUGACGAUAUGAUCCAACGUCUACGCACGGCGAUCCAAGACUACGACAACGACCGCUGGCGGUUCAUCUCGAGCAAAGUCGGCAGCGGCUUCUCAGCAGCCGCAUGCAAAGCAAAAGCAGAAGAGAUAGAAGCUGAAGAU
This is a messenger RNA of Aureobasidium namibiae CBS 147.97, 447 nucleotides long. RefSeq lists its product as uncharacterized. Lineage: Eukaryota; Fungi; Ascomycota; Dothideomycetes; Dothideales; Saccotheciaceae. The annotation marks the transcript as partial. The transcript has 2 exons. The record is from RefSeq and is a predicted model, not a curated record.